Colossoma macropomum (tambaqui) is the source of this 2226-nucleotide messenger RNA. RefSeq names its product bcl-2-like protein 15. The record is from RefSeq and is a predicted model, not a curated record. Gene Ontology annotation, biological process: regulation of apoptotic process. The transcript has 4 exons. The coding region runs from base 265 to 726 and encodes 153 amino acids. Lineage: Eukaryota; Metazoa; Chordata; Actinopteri; Characiformes; Serrasalmidae.
GGGCGGGUUUAGAUGAUGAAACAGCUUUCAACGAACAAAUGGCUGAUCUGUAGUUCAACCAGAGUCGGUACCAGUCGGUCUAGAACGCGGAAAUUACGUCCCUGGAAAGCCCUUUGACGUCUAUCAGAAUAUAAGACAUGCAUUUUCUUAAAGACAGACCUAACGUUAACGUUAGAGCUCAUUAAGGAACAUUCUCGCUUUCUUCGGGAGGCUCAGGCGUUUCUCUCUGACUGGACAGGAGGGCUUCUUUUCUGGAUAUCAGUGAUGGCCCCACAAGAUUUUGAAUCCCAGACAAACGCAAUAAUCAGUUGUCUUUUUCUGAAUGAAAGGGAUAUAUAUGAAACCGAUGGUCCUGGUAGCCUCGAAGACGAAAAUGCCGACGCAAUGAAGAUAGCUGAAAAGCUCAGACAGCUGGGAGAUCUGUACGACGAGACUGUGAUCCAGCCACUCAUUAAAGAAGUCCGGACAGCCUCGAAGCAGCAGGUGGUGACUGCUUUCAGUAAUGGCGUGGACAGCCUGAGUAAGAUGUGGGUGGCAGAGAGAGCAGAGGUUGUUCCUGAGAAGCAUCUCUUGAAGGCUACAAUCACACUUGCUCUUUACAUGAAGAAGAAUUGCCCCGACGUUACCGGAGUCCAGGAAGCUGUGGUCAGCUUCGUCAACAACCGGCUGGCCAGUUGGAUCAUUCAGCAGGGAGGCUGGGAAAAAGCCUCUUUUUCCUGUGACUGAUUGAGCUCUAGGAUUACCUGAACUGUUGAAUUGGAAGAGGCGUGCCUUUCUCAGGAAUUUCAGCUGUGGAAUGCAAGAUGAAGUAACCCCAUAAACCAAUGAUAUCCAAAAUGCUGUUUAUUUAAGCCAUACAAACAGUGAGCCAAGUGAGUUUAUAUCCAGUAUGUAUUGUGUGUGAUCUAGUGUGUGUUUUAUAGUGCACUUUUAAAGCCCUUGGAAUCAGUACCUUUAUCGAAUCGAUAGCCUUUGGAAUCGUGUUUUGUCUUUACCUCCCUUUACUACAACCAGUACUUGUGACAUCACUUGAAUUACAAUGCAACUAAUGAAUCCGUUCAUUAUGAUUUUAACUGAUCAGAAGAAAAGAACUUAGUUAUUAGUUAAGUAUUGAAAAUUUAACAUUAUACACAAUGUUUUAUUUAAAAAGGGGGAAAUAUUAUCUGUCUAUUUGCACAAUGUUCUUUCAAACAAAAUGUAUGCACUGUAUUUUAUCAAGGGCAUAAUGACUUUUGGAUUGCUCUUGAAAAAUGCUGUUUUAAUCAAUGUGUGGGGGGAUUAUGUAUAAUCACAAAUUAAUAAGGUAUAGAAAUAAGAUAAAAUAAAGGGGGAUUCCACUGAUUUUUCAAAAUCUCUGCUUAAAUAAGUGGUUAAGAUGUCAGCUAAGGCAUUCAGAGUGGGUUGAUGUGGAAAAAAGUUCCAUUCUGCAGAAACUUACUGAGUCAAAAUUGUUUACAGUAAUGGUGAUAGGAACUAGAUGUAUCCAAAAGCCAUCUCACAGACAGCUGUUACAUAAACACAAACUGCUUGAUUGCUGAGGUAUUGUUUUGCAAUAGUUUUGAGAUGAGAUUUUGGCCUAAAAUGUCUUUUUGUCAAGUACAUUCAUAGCAGUGAGAUACAGUCAUAUACAAACUUUGGGUGCCCCUGCCCACAUGACAGAUGUUCUUGAUUUUCUCACACAUCACAUGUAAAAACUCCAUGUGCAGUUGUUAUGGAUAGUACCUAAAAUUCUUAUCACUACAAUUAUAAGGGAAUCUGAGUUGGCCGAGUUUCGCUACGACACAUAAUUUCACAUUUAAAACACUCUGAAUGGCUUUGUUUACAUCUAAAUAACUGAAUUCUGCAUUUUGAAAAUUUUGAAAAAUCAGUGGAAUUCCACUUAUGGUGAUGUACAUAGGGAAUGUCGAGAAAACUAAGUUGAUAUUGAUGCUGUUUUCAGUAGGUUCUAGGACAGUAAUUUUAGGGUGUUGUGGUUUGCUACAUGUACCACUACAAUAGGUGUCUUAAAAUUAUGCACUGCUCAGAAUACAUUAUAAAGUCACUGUUUUAGUUCCAGAAGGUGCUGUAUUACUCAUGUCACUGUUUUUGUAGAAUGUUAAUUGAACUAAGCUGAUUUUUUUGUGAAAUCAAUCGCAAGAACCAUUCCAAUUCAAGUGAGAGAUAUGUAUAACCUGUAUUUGCAAUGAACAAUAAAGACUAAAAUGAAGGUGGACAUGUGUAUAUAUA